AUGCCACGUAAGCUACGUAAGAAUAUACGUAAGAGGAAGGGAGCAUUGAAACAUCCAAUAGUAAAACUGACACCACAACAACAGUUGCAACAACAAAUGAUGAAUGACCCCACUAUGUUGCAACAAAUGUCAAGCAACCCUAUGCUUUUAAACCGAGUUAUUGGUGCACAGAGUGGAGGUUUAAGAGCGGCACUUUUAGCGAAAAUGGCAGGCUAUGGUGGAGCUGCAGACGGAACAGCUUAUAACCCUCAAAGUCAAAUGAAUUUGAGUUCACUCAAAAAUCAAAUAACAGAUGUCAAAAAGUCAAACAUAGACAUACAGAAACAAAA
Trichomonas vaginalis G3 is the source of this 329-nucleotide messenger RNA. RefSeq names its product protein of unknown function, DUF4106 family. The annotation marks the transcript as partial. The record is from RefSeq and is a predicted model, not a curated record. The transcript has a single exon. Lineage: Eukaryota; Parabasalia; Trichomonadida; Trichomonadidae.